Messenger RNA from Chinchilla lanigera (long-tailed chinchilla), 2168 nucleotides. It is a transcript of the gene Msx2, whose product is annotated as msh homeobox 2. Gene Ontology annotation, biological process: regulation of transcription by RNA polymerase II; embryonic morphogenesis. The transcript is spliced from 2 exons. The coding region runs from base 109 to 912 and encodes 267 amino acids. Gene Ontology annotation, cellular component: nucleus. Gene Ontology annotation, molecular function: RNA polymerase II transcription regulatory region sequence-specific DNA binding; DNA-binding transcription factor activity, RNA polymerase II-specific. Lineage: Eukaryota; Metazoa; Chordata; Mammalia; Rodentia; Chinchillidae. The record is from RefSeq and is a predicted model, not a curated record.
GCUCGGCUCCCAGCGCGCCCCUCCCGUCUCCCCCGCAAAAAGUUUGUGUCGCGGCUGCGGAGCUGCCAGCGGAGUCGCGCGCCCGGAGCUACGCGGGGCAGAGAAGUCAUGGCUUCUCCGUCCAAAGGCAAUGAGCUGUUUUCGUCCGAUGAGGAGGGCCCGGCCAUGGUGGCAGGGCCCGGCCCCGGGCCGGGGGGCGCCGAGGGGGGCUCCGAGGAGCGCCGCGUCAAGGUCUCCAGCCUGCCCUUCAGCGUGGAGGCGCUCAUGUCCGAUAAGAAGCCGCCCAAGCCGGGGUCUCCGCUGCCGGCCGAGAGCGCGUCGGCUGGGGCCAGCCUGCGGCCGCUGCUGCUGCCGGGACACGGCGCCCGGGAGGCGCACAGUCCCGGGCCUCUGGUCAAGCCCUUCGAGACUGCCUCGGUCAAGUCGGAGAACUCAGAAGACGGGGCGGCGUGGAUGCAGGAAGCCGGCAGAUACUCGCCGCCGCCGAGACAUAUGAGCCCCACCACCUGCACCCUGAGGAAGCACAAGACCAAUCGGAAGCCACGCACACCCUUCACCACGUCCCAGCUCCUAGCUCUGGAGCGCAAGUUCCGCCAGAAACAGUACCUCUCCAUUGCAGAGCGGGCAGAGUUCUCCAGCUCUCUGAACCUCACAGAGACCCAGGUCAAAAUCUGGUUUCAGAACCGAAGGGCCAAGGCGAAAAGACUGCAGGAGGCAGAACUGGAAAAGCUGAAAAUGGCUGCAAAACCUAUGCUGCCCUCUGGCUUCAGUCUCCCCUUCCCCAUCAACUCGCCCCUCCAAGCAGCGUCUAUAUAUGGAACAUCCUACCCUUUCCAUAGACCUGUGCUUCCUAUCCCUCCCGUCGGACUCUAUGCCACGCCAGUCGGAUAUGGCAUGUACCAUCUAUCCUAAGGAGGGCCAGGUUGACAGACUCCACGAUGGAUGUUUGUUUCAAAGGGUUCCCCUUUCUCUCCAAGGAGGCUACACUGACAGUCCUCCUGCUGUGCAAACCUUGCUUGCACCACUUUGAGCUAGAGCAGCCAGGCUGUGGGCCACACGACACAGAUCAAAGUUUGUUUAGGUGGUUGGCACCAAGUCCUGUUUUCUUGGCGUAAUCUUCCAGAUACCCCCUUCUCCUUUUACAAAGAUUGGCUCUGACAGUUUUUAUGUAUAAAUAUAUAUAAUAAAAUAUAAGAUGUUUUUAUACAGCAGACAUAAAAAUGCAAAUUAUUUUGAAAGGCAAAAUUUAUACACAUAUAUACAUUUUUCUAUUGAUCACCUUCUGAAGAGUGACUGUAUGUCCAUUUGUUGUAUUUCCUGAAAGGGGGAGACAAAUUACUUAUGAAAAUUGAUUUUGAUAGGAUGAUUGACUUUUGCUUAUGGAAAACAAAUAUUAGAAUUAGACACAGUGCACAUAGAAAGUAGAUAUGGAGAAAUUCUUCAAGUGAAGGGGCUGUAUAACAUGUUUGCAUUUUACGUACAUCAGAAAAAUCUCAUUAAAUGCUACCAUAUUUGGCCCUAAUUUUCCUCCCUCUCUCUACACAGUUAACUUGUAACCUUUUUUUAAGGUCAAUAAGAGGGAGAUGAAAUAAUCCUAAGAACACUUCCAGUGGGGAGAAAAUAGGAAUACUUCCUAAUCUCUGUCUCAAUAACUACAUUUUAGGCAAUUGGAGAGUGAAAAAUUAAAACACGUCAAGAGGAAUCGAUGAUUUCUGUGAAAUACUAGGUCAGUCCUCUCACAUUGCAAUGGUGAUUUUGGGGGGGUGUAGUAAUUUUCUGCUUAAAAAAUGAGUAUCUUGUAACCAUUUAACUAUAUACUGAAUGUUCCUGAACACUUAAUAGAACCAGGAAGGGGGGAAAAAAUCAUGCUUUCUGUGUGUGUGUGCCUAUUGUAUGUGCUAAACUUAUUAGGAAAGUUUAUAUACUUUUUAACAUGUUGGGGGCAGAGGGUAAAGCCAUGUUUUGACUUGCUAAAAAUGGUGUUGUCAAACAGCCCAUUUAGCUUCCUGGUAUUUUACCUUCCUAUCCAUCUUUCCUCUCUCCCCCACCCCCAAUAUACUUCUAUCCCUUUGAAAGGGUGCCUUGUACAAUUUUAUAUAUUUUAUUGAAGAGUUAUUUCUUAUCUCUUAUUCUGAAUUAAAUUAAACAUUUGUUUUAUUGCAGUAAAA